This is a messenger RNA of Westerdykella ornata, 1398 nucleotides long. RefSeq lists its product as uncharacterized. The record is from RefSeq and is a predicted model, not a curated record. The transcript has 2 exons. The coding region runs from base 138 to 962 and encodes 274 amino acids. Lineage: Eukaryota; Fungi; Ascomycota; Dothideomycetes; Pleosporales; Sporormiaceae.
GACAUCUGCUGCCAUCGAUCGCUGCCGAGCAGGAUGUCGUUUUGCGUGCCUGUACAGGAGAAGCUGAUAUUUCGCAACAUGUGACGCGAAGGCACUUCUAGUACCUCCCUCUCGAGACCUCUUUCACGACGCCGGCAAUGGCACUCAUCCCGCUCAGCCUCUUCCUCGGCGGCAGCGUUACAGCUAUCCCAGUUGUCACGGGCAUCGCAGAAGGCGUGUCGCAUCAAAAGAAGCAGAACGAGGAGGCUGCGAACGAGAGCCGCAUGAUAAAGUUCAACAUUCUGAUAUCCUGCGACUCGAAAGAUGAGCUGGCGGAAGAGGUGGACAAUGGCAUCGCUGUCUUGCGACAUGACAAAGUGUGGAUAGUCCCGCGCGAAGACCGAGAUGGAAAACCGUUCCCUGUACCGCCCAUCCCGAAUAUGCAACCGCCGCUCCACGCUUUCGCGGGUUUCUACAUACAGUACCCGGACGAUGAUCGCGUCCCCCCAGAGCGCGGACUGGUUUCCACGAUAUCGGAUGACCCGCCGAUGCUGAACUGGAUAUACGUCGAUAAGAGUACCUAUGAGCUUCGGUAUGGGAAUCGCACCGCCUCAAUAGAACACAUAGUCGGCGAGUGGGACUGGACAGAGGAUGAGAUGCGUGUCAUGCUUGAGGGCUGGGAAGGCUUCGUUGCUGUGGACGAGAGCUCGGCGAUGAGCGAAGAGGAGUGGGAACAAACUCCUUGGGGCAAAGAAGGAUUGCGAUGGGCCAUAUAUUAUGACCGGGAUGAUAAUGGAUUGAAAGGCAGGAGAGGAAAGAGGAAUGUGUUUGAAAUCGUGCUGCACAGGCGGCUGCAGAGCAAAGAAGACCAGCUCAAGCAGCUUGAAGAGGCGGAAAGGAAGAUGCAGGUGAAGAGCCGUGGAGAUUUGAAGACACAGUUCACAGCGCCAGCAGCGGAAAGAGAGCGGGCAUCGCGGAAAUAAGAUGCAUGCGGGAGGGCCUGUGGCAUUAUACCUUUUCAGGUGAAGGGGUCCCGAAGAGGCCUUGGACAACGUUCAGAAUAUCGACCGCAGUUCUCUGUGGGUUUCGGCGCUAUCAUGCUACUGGUAUACCCCUUGCGAAUGGACUUGGCUGUUUAGACCUCAAUAUAUGGCUUUCAUUGUAUGGUCCGAAGGAGGAUGCUCAGGGGUAAAGUGUGGCUUGGGACAGGAGACCGAUAAGCUCUUGAUGCGCCAGUCGUAUGGCUGGGGUAGUGGGAUUGCUUUCUCGACCUGAUAAGCCAUCUAAGGGUGCAAGACUGGUCGAGCCGUGGCGCUUGCGUAGGUUUCCCAUAGUAUAGAGAUACAUUCCCGCUUCAGUAUUCUCAAUGCUCUUGUGUCACCCAUGUGCUCUAGUAUCUAUACUAUCGUAUGUAAUUCC